AAUUUUAAUUGCAAAUUAAUUUUUAAAAUUUAAAUUUAUAGAAAAGCAGAGAUAAUGAAAAAUGUCUGCAACACUACUAAAGAAGAGUAUACAAAUUGUUGAAGAAUCCCAAAUUGAGAACAAAAAAAAUAAAAACGAUUUGAUAAGUAAAAAUAAUGUAAAGGGCAAACAUUUGAAAAGAUUAAAUGAUUCUGAAGCAGAACUUGAUAAAAGGAAAGAUAUAGUAAAGCCCAAAGAGAAAAAGAAAAAAGUGGUGCUUGAUAAGAGUACAGCAGAAAUGUUAUUUGAAUACGCUCGUGGUGAAAGUCGAAAGAAUUUAUUGGAAGAAAGUAAACAAAAGAAGAAGAAAGAAGAAUCUAUAUUUACUGAAGAAGAUUUUCAGAAAUUUGAACGAGAAUAUUUUGGAUGAAUUUUUUUUUUUUUUUUUGUAAAUUUUAGCCAUAAGUUUUUUUUUUUUUAAAUUUACAAAAUAGUGUAAUUAACCGAAUAUAUAAUGGAAACAUU
Molecule: messenger RNA, 504 nt
Organism: Condylostylus longicornis
Lineage: Eukaryota; Metazoa; Arthropoda; Insecta; Diptera; Dolichopodidae
Product: active regulator of SIRT1-like
Exons: 3
Coding region: 62-409 (115 amino acids)
Source: RefSeq, a predicted model, not a curated record